AUGACUACCGAGAAUAAAUCCAUUGGAAAUAUCAACGACACGGAGAUGGAGACUGCUCAUGAUCAGCAUGAGGACGGUGGAGCUACCGUUCUACCUUCAGGUUGGAAGUACAAACAAUUUCGCGUAUUCGGCUUCAACGUCCCCUGGUAUGCGUCGCCCAGAGUUCAGCUGGUAAUGGUCGCAUUUGUGUGCUUCAUGUGUCCUGGUAUGUUCAAUGCGCUCGGUGGAAUGGGAGGUGGUGGAAGGACAGACGCAACACUGUCAGACAAUAUGAACACAGCUCUAUACAGCGCUUUCGCAGUCUUCGGUAUCUUCGGCGGUACAUUCGUGAACAAGCUCGGUGUGAAAUGGACCCUCGCAUUCGGUGGCAUUGGUUACAUGCUGUACGCAAUUAGUUUGCUCGUCUCGCUGAAACAUCACGUCCCCGGCUUUAACCUCUUCGCCGGUGCUUUCCUUGGUAUCUGCGCUGGUCUCCUCUGGACCGCCCAGGGAACAAUUAUGAUCUCCUACCCAAUGGAGACUAAGAAGGGUACCUAUUUUGCCUGGUUCUGGGGAAUUUUCAACAUGGGCGCCGUGGUCGGUAGUUUGAUUCCACUGGGCCAAAACAUGCACACAAAAGAAAACGUCACAGUCUCCAGUGGCACAUACAUCGGUUUCAUUGUCCUCAUGGCCAUCGGUGCACUCCUAGCCCUCUGCCUGUGCAACGCAAAGGAUAUUAUCCGUCCAGACGGCAGCCGCGUUAUCCUAAUGAAGCAUCCUACUUGGCAAUCCGAACUAAAGGGUCUCUGGGAGACACUGCGCUUCGAGCCUUUCGUCGUUCUACUCUUCCCUAUGUUCUUCGUUUCCAACUGGUUCUACGUCUACCAGCAGAAUUCCGUCAACGGCGCCCACUUCACCACCCGCACCAAGGCGCUGAACAAUCUUCUCUACUGGCUUGCUCAGAUCAUUGCUGCUGGUAUCUGGGGUGUUCUGCUCGAUGGCAAGAGUGUGCGACGUUCCGUCCGUGCAAAGAUUACAUGGGUUGUUCUCCUUAUUCUAACAUUCGCCAUCUGGGGUGGUGGUUAUGCGUACGAGAAGACCUAUACCCGAGCCUCUGUUGCUAAAGGCUCUGGUUUCGUGGCGACAGAUUGGACUACAAAGGGAUAUGUGGGACCAAUGUUCCUAUAUCUCUUCUAUGGUUUCUACGAUGCUGCGUGGCAGGCUAGUAUUUACUGGUUUAUGGGUGCUCUUUCGAACUCUGGCCGUCGCUCUGCAAACUACGUUGGUUUCUACAAGGGUAUUCAGUCCAUUGGUGCGGCCGUUGUUAACAACCUUGAUGCGAGAAAGCUCUCAUAUGAGAAGGAGUUUAUCAGCAAUUGGGUCCUUCUGGGUGUUUCCCUUGUUGUUGCUGCUCCCGUUAUCUUCUUGAAGAUUAGGGAUCAUGUUGAUCUCGAGGAUGAUUUGGCUGGAACGGAUGAGACUAUUGCUGAUGUUUUGCCGGCCGAUCAUCCCGAGAAGGUUGCGAGAGAGGUUGGCGCAGCAUGA
Molecule: messenger RNA, 1524 nt
Organism: Penicillium angulare
Lineage: Eukaryota; Fungi; Ascomycota; Eurotiomycetes; Eurotiales; Aspergillaceae
Product: DUF895 domain membrane protein
Exons: 4
Coding region: 1-1524 (507 amino acids)
Source: RefSeq, a predicted model, not a curated record